CGCAACAUGAAGCGAAAUGGGAGUCGUGGCUGUGUAACGAGAAAGACCAGAUUUGGAUCAAGAGAGCGGGACUGGCUAAAGGGGGACACCCAGCGGGGCUGUGUGUGUCUGUAUGGGGGGACAGUGGACCCCCAGCCACCUGCCUCUGGCCCACAGGCCUCCUCCACCCCUCAGACAGACCUGCAAUUGGUGCUCUGCUCCACCAAUACCACAGUGGAGGAGCUGUGUGCUCAGAGGGACGGACAGGGACUCUAUGUUCAGCUGCAUGGAGACCUAGUCAGGAGGCUGGACCCCUCUGAGCGUCCGCUCCAGAUGCUGUAUGACUACCUGGCGGCUAUGGGUUAUCCAGAGCCUGUACGAGUGCAGCAAGAAGCAGCCAACUCAGACCUUAGCUGUUUGAUCCGUUUCUACAGUGAGCGUCCAGCCUCCAAUGCAGACCAGCAGGAGCGCACCCUGCUGAAAGGCGUGUUCAGCGUCAGGAAGGGCAAGUCGCAGCUGCACAAGUGGGCAGAGCGGCAGGUCAUCCUCUGUGGCACCUGUCUAAUCGUGGCCUCCGUCAAAGACAGCCUGACUGGAAAGAUGCACAUCCUGCCCCUGGUGGGAGGAAAGGUGGAGGAGGUGAAGCGGAGGCAGCACUGUCUGAUGUUCAGCUCGGCCGGAUCACAGGCCCAGACAUACUUUGUCAACUUUGACACACUCGCAGACUACCAGCGAUGGCAUCGGCAGGCAUCAAAAGUGGUGGCCCAGACAGUCAGCCUGGUGGACCUGUCCUGCUACAGUCUGGAAGCAGUGCCUGAAUAUCUAUUUUACAGUCAGGAUAUCACCCACCUUAACCUAAGACACAACUUCAUGAGCAUUCAGGGGCCUGGAGGCCUGCUCAACCUCCCCAGGUUUUCUCAGCUGAAGAGCCUGAACUUGUCUCACAACCGUCUGGGUGUGUUCCCUGAAUGUGUGUGUGAGAUCCUCACCCUGACGGAACUCAACCUCUCCUGUAAUAGUCUGCACACGGUCCCUGUACAGAUAGGCAACCUUCAAAGCCUGCAGACGCUGUCUUUGGAUGGAAACCACCUCAGCUCCCUGCCUGAAGAGCUGGGUGGCCUGUCCCAGCUGAACGGCCUGGGACUCUCCUUCAACAACUUCUCUCACAUCCCUGCUGUUCUGGAGAGGCUGAGUGCAGUGGACAAGCUGGCCAUGGCUGGGAACAGAGUGGAGAGUCUGGAGUUGUGUACUCUGGCCAGAAUGAGCCACCUGAAAAACAUCGACCUCCGAUUGAAUGGGCUGCACUGGGUGAAAAGUGAGAGUCUCGAGGCAGUGAGCCAGGUGACCCAGCUGGACUUACGGGACAAUUGCUUGGACUCACUAGACCUGAGCUCCAUCUGCAACCUGGAGACUCUGCACUGCGAGCACAACCAGCUGGGGACACUCACACUCAGCGGUUUCACACUGCGCAUGCUUCAUGCCAGCAGCAACCACCUUACAACAGUCAACAUCUAUCCAGUCCCUAACCAGCUGACGCACAUGGACCUAUCACAGAACCUUUUGGAGUACCUUCCGGACUGGGUGUGUGACUGCAGAAAAGUUGAGAUGCUGGACGUCACGCACAACUUGCUGUCGGAGCUCCCUUCCAGACUGCUCAACAGCUUGAGUUUGAGAAAGCUGCUGGCGGGAAACAAUCGUUUACAGAGAGUGCCUGACCUACUUGACCACAUCCCUCUGGAAGCCCUAGACCUUCAGCAUAACAAGCUAGCCGAGCUCCCUGAGAAUCUCUUUUCCAAGGCCUUAAACCUAAAAUACUUAAAUGUGUCAGCCAAUGCCCUGGACAGUAUCCCUCCCAGCAGCCCAUCAGAGGAGAGCCUCAGCACACUCCAGGAGCUCUACCUGACGGGAAACAACCUGAAUGAGAACUGCGGUGCUCUGUUGGUUGGACACCAGAACCUGCGGGUCCUUCACAUUGCCUACAACCAGUUGCUCUCCUUCCCUGCCAGUAAACUGAGUAAACUGGAACUGCUGGAAGAGCUAAAUCUAAGUGGCAACAAGCUAAAGACUAUCCCCUCCACUGUGUCCAGCUGUAAGAGACUGCACACCCUCAUAGCACACUCCAACCACAUUACUGUCUUCCCAGAGAUCCUCAACCUGCCUGAGAUCAAGCUUGUAGAUCUAAGCUGUAAUGAGCUGACUGAGAUCCAGCUGCCCGACUCGCUGCCUGCCACUUUGCAGGAGCUGGACCUGACAGGCAACAGCAGCCUGAUGCUGGAACACAAAACUCUCAACCUCUUCAGUCACAUCACCACCUUGAAAUUAGACCAGAAAUCCGGCACAACAGCAGCAGACUCACAGAGUGCCUCCACUCCAUGGAAACACGGUUACUCUGAAAUGAGCGGCCAAAGGAACAAGUUGUGUGUGUCUGUGCUGGCUGUAGACCGGUUUGGAGAUGGUGUGGAAGCAUGUUAUGGCAUCUUUGACGGAGAUCGCAAUGAGGAAGUGCCUCGGCUGCUGCAGUGCACCAUGGGAGAUGUGCUGUGCGAGGAACUGCAGCACUCCAAUAUUGACAAUGUGUAUAUGUGCAACACUUUCCUCACCUCACACAGGAAACUAGGAAUGGCAGGCCAGAAGCUGGGUGCUUCUGCCUUGCUGUGUUAUAUUCACCAUGAGCCUUCAGAUCCAGGAGGCCACUUCAGCCUCACCGUGGCCAAUGUGGGCACUUGCCAGGCAGUGUUGUGCCGGGAUGGCCGACCUGUACCUCUCUCUAAGGUGUACAGCUUGGAGAACUGCACUGAGGAGAUGGAGAGAGUCAAACUCAGUAAAGCCAUUAUUACCGAGGAUAACAAAGUGAGUGGAGUGACAUGCUGCUCUCGCCUGCUGGGCUGCUCUUAUCUGUCUCCCUGGGUGGUACCAAAGCCCUGGGUGCACACUGAGCCCCUGUGUUCCCGGGAUGAGUUCUUGAUCCUGGGGAAUCGUGCGCUGUUUGAACGAGUCUCCUACCAGGAAGCCGUGUGCACGGUACAGUCUGUGCGGGAUCCUCGUGCUGCUGCCAAGAAGCUGUGUUCACUUGCUCAGAGUUAUGGUUGCAAAGACAACAUCGAGGCUGCGGUGGUGUCCCUGCAUAUUGGUGAGGACAGCUGUACCUGUGAGCCACCUGUCUCCACAACUGAAGCACGGGGUCCCCCUCCCGCCCCUGUGCCUAUACCUGUGCCUGUGACUGUGACUCCAGGCCCCAGUGACCCAGCCCCCCUUUCAUCCAGCAGUGGUCUUGUCUCCGAGUUCAACAGUGAGACAUCCGCCUCAGAGGUGGGCAGCGAGGCGGGGUCCACCGCUUCAGACGAGCACCCAUCCUCUGGCCCCGCAUCCCGCCCAGAGAGGCGCUGUAGCCUACACCCUGCUACUACACUGUGUGGGAUCAUGGUACCAGGCUCAGUUGGGGCAGGACCCCACCUAGGCCUAUUCCAGCGGCAGCCCUCCUGUGCUACGUUCUCGAGUAACCACUCCGACAACGGCUUGGACAGUGAUGAUGAAGCUCCGCUUGAGGGUGUGAUCUCCAAUGGCAGCAAGUUAGAAGUGGAGGUAGACAUUCACUGUUGUGCUUUCCAACUACGGUCCAAAGACUUGGACCUUGAAAAGCAAGGCUCCGACUAUCCCAAUGGCAAAAUGCGCAGACAGAACAGCGUGGUGGUCUCUGCUACAAACGGCUGCCUGCUGGCUGUAUGUGGGAGAGAGAUUGCAGACCUCAAAAAGUCUCCUUCUACGUCCAGCCUGUUUGGGAAGAAGCUGUCCAAUGGCUCCGUUGUAGCCCCCGAGGACAGUCAUAAUCUCAUUGAGGUGGCGCUGGAGGCUCCGAAGAAGAAAUCUGGCUACUUCACUGCCCCAGCACAGCAGGACCCCGAGGAUCAGCUCAUUGUGCCUCCUUGUCUGGAGCAGGAAGUCAGGGAGCAGUUAAGAGGCCAGAGCCCUCUAGUCUCAGGCCCCCCCUUACCAUCCAUACCCCCUUCCUUAAAAGACCCCGUGUGGGAUCAUCCACACCCCCCUGCAUUUGCCUCCAACUUGGUCCCAGGUCCAGGCCCGGUCUCCAUUCUACAACAGGAAGUCUAUGAUACUGCCCUCUAGAGGAGGGACACAGCACAGCACCAUGUGGCUGGAAUAAUGUGAUUGUGCCAUUCCAGGGAAGAAGAAGAGACUUUUCUCAUACAUGGGGGAUAUUCUGAUUCAAGUUGCCAUUCAGAUCUUUUGUGAGGACAAGAAAGACCUGCGGGAUCUUGAUAGUGAAGCUGCGCCAAUAAUGUGAGGAAAAAAGGAAGAAGAAGAAGAAGAAAGAAAAUAGGGGUGACCAAAAUCCCAGUUCAUAACAUGACGUUGUUUAAAGGAUAGUUGGCUAUAGUUGACCAAAACAAUCUGACUUGAUAUGGGGUACCUCAUGUGUUCAAACAUGUCAGCAACAUUUCCCUUUACUUGGAAGGCAAGAAAUCUAGAGGUUAGGGUACGGGAGAUUGUGUUCAGUGAGGUCAAAUCUCCUCUCCGCGGUCUCUCAUGUCAUGGAGAAAAAGCCCUGUGACUGAAACUUGAAAAAGUGCCUACUGCAGACGACUCAGCCUAGAGCUCCCCACAUCCAGGCUGUGUUUGGGGAUGUCUUAGUUAAAUUUAUAGGAGGGACAGGGUCUCCAAGAGACCAGCACUGGCACAGCUUCUGCUCUCCUCCUCCUUCUGUGGCUUACAAAUGAAAUCAGACAGUAUAAAUCUUUGUAAGGCACAUAGGUCUAGAAGAUGUGAAGACAAAAUAUCUGCAUCUACAUCGUCAGAAACAUUAUGGUUGGGUUUUAUUUUUAACAUUCCCACACAAUAUGUAUAGAAUCUUCUAUACAGGAUAAAUCACUUCUAUACUGAGCAGUACAGUCUCUCAAAUAGCAGCCGACUGACGUGGCGUGCUGGAGCUGCUGACACCGAGAUUGGAAAGUAUUGCUAUUUAGAGCAAUGCAUUUUGAAUAGCUAUCAAAAAUAAUAUCAGACAUUCAACUGUUCAAAAGUCCUUAUAACAGUGUAAUCUGAGACAUCAAAUGAUCUACUUAAAAUUUCAAUUUAGUCAGUUUUAUGGAAAGAUAAUCGACCCCAGGAUGUUUGGAAAUCAUUUUAAACUUGAACAAACAAGUCGAGGCACAAAAGGGAAUUAUUGUCGAGAGGUAAAGGAUAUAAUCAGUAUUUGUAUGUACUGUAAGAUAUGACCACUGGUACUAAGAUUGUACAUUUUAGUGUAUCCAAACUUCGGAGGCUGCUAUCUUUUUAAAUAUAUAAACAUCCAUCCACGUCCUUUGCAGGCAGUUUCAGUUAUUGAGAUAUUUGUUCAGCUUUGCUCUCUGAUGCACUGCCCACACAUCCAGAUUACUUUCAGGAUGUGUUAUUUUAGCCCAUUAUAAACAGAACCAAAACCCUAUUUUGUUGUAUUCUGUACGAUCUGGUCUGUGAACAUAGGAUGUCAUGCAGUUAGACCCACAGCUCUACAAGUAUGCACAGACAUUUGGGACAUAGAAACCAAAUAUGUCUUUCUCUAAUAUGAUAUGAUUCUCAUUUGCACUCCCAUAUAUUGCUAUAUGCCAUUUCUUGAUCAGGGGGCAAUGCGUAUGUAGAGUUCAGAUCACACAGUUGAUAUAAAAAUCAGUGCAGCAGCAGUACAAUAGGUGUUGCAAUAAGAAUGCACUGGCUCAAUCCCUUACUAUAAGUAAGUAAUGUAUUUUUCUCAUUUAGUCACAUACAGUGCUUCAGCAGCUGGUAUCAUCUGCUCACAAUCUGUUUUUUCUUAUAAUAUUUGUAGGACCAAUCAUACUUAUCUCAGCUGAAAGUAAACAACUACAUUAUUAUUUGAAUUAUCAGGUAACGAUUAUGGAGCCCUGGAAACCUCAGUUUGUUUCCAUUCCCGAACCGUUCCCACCUUGUGCCAAAAGAGUAAGCAGCUCUGCCGGGGCUGCUGUGGUGAUAAGAAGGCCAAAGUUGGGUAAUUGCUCAUGCCAGUGAUUACUACACUAGAUAUUUAUUUUUGGUUGCCACUCCGAGGCAGUAGUGGUGCAGUUUUUUGGCAUUCCACAGCUGUUGCAUAGCUGGACCUUUCAAUGUUCCCUUUUAGCCUUAAAGUAAACAUUACUCAGUGUUUUUGAAAGGAGAAGCCCUUUGUUUCAUCCCACUCAUGUUCUGUUUGUGACUGAGGUCUUCAGCGCCGGAGGUGUUGUUUAUUAAAGCAGCCUCUCCGCCCUUUCCUUGCUCCCCAGGAAUGAGUGAUAAGUCAGUGAUGAAGCCUUAAUUGAUGUGUGAGUCUGAAUCUUUUCUUGUAUUUUGCAAGUUUUUGUCUCACAUGGUUUAAAGCACUUUGUACAUAGAAAAUAGUGAUAUUCAGAGUUAUGUAUAUUUGAGUUUAAUAUAUGAGAUAUUGUUCAGCAUAGUGUGCUGGGAUUAUUGUGGCUUCCCUCAGUCCAACAUAUCACCUCUUGUCUAAGAAUACAUAGCCAACAGAAAUUAUGAUAACGUAAACAAUUCAUUUACAGCAGUAUGUGUUUUUAGUAUGACAAACAUUUCUUAUUUUACUAAAGUGUUUUGCUUUUUAAUUACAUUUAAACUUGCUGUUAACUACUCUCAAACUAUAUGCCAACAUUACUCGUACUUAAAUAUAAAUAAUUAAGCCCCUCCUGGCAGAACAUGAGGAAAUACAGUUAUUGUUGUUAAUCAUUUAUACCCCAGUGUUGAUAUUUGGAUUCCUAAACAUCUGGCAUACAUGAAAAAUGUUUUUUUUAAUUCCUCCAUAUUAAUAACAAGUAAUGAAAACAUUAUUCUAUGGUAAUAAUUACUAUAAUCCACAUCAAAGCUGGUAUUAUAAUUAUGCUUAUUAUUUAGAAUUCAGUCACUGAUUUCAACUAACAUUUUAGAUUUUAAAUUAGAUUUAGAAAAGCUAUAAAAACAGAUUAUGAUUGUGAAUAAUAUUGGUACACAUCUGAAAUCAGUUGGAAGACUGAACUGUUAAACAGUUCUGAGAGGAAAGAUUUAACUUUCUUAAGGUUUAAAACAAAAUGGUGGGAAUUCACUCACACAAAUAUGCAA
Molecule: messenger RNA, 7071 nt
Organism: Cottoperca gobio
Lineage: Eukaryota; Metazoa; Chordata; Actinopteri; Perciformes; Bovichtidae
Gene: phlpp2
Product: PH domain and leucine rich repeat protein phosphatase 2
Exons: 18
Coding region: 7-4101 (1364 amino acids)
Cellular component (GO): cytoplasm
Molecular function (GO): protein binding
Source: RefSeq, a predicted model, not a curated record